AUGAAUGGGGGAGACAUCAAGAAGGCCGUGAUUAACAAGGGAAAACAGAUGGCGAGCGUUGCCUCUGCCGCCGCAAAUGGCAACGGCGGCAAAAAGAGGAGGAAGGGUACUGAUCUCAAGCCUAUUGUGACAAACGAGAAUCCUGCCAUUGCUGACUCGUCUGUAGCCAGCACUUCCAGCCAAGGCGUCCCGGUCGCAUCCCCGCUAUCCCACCAAAAGGCCGCGCCGCUUUCGCGUUCUGAGUCGUCCUCAUCUGGAGAGGAGCAAGAAACUACAGCUGAUGAGGAGGAUUCAGAGGAUUACUGCAAAGGUGGUUACCAUCCUGUUCACGUCGGAGAGACCUACAACAACGGCCGGUACGUUGUCGUACGGAAGCUGGGAUGGGGUCACUUCUCAACUGUCUGGUUGUCGCGCGACACUACCAAUGGCAAGCAUGUCGCAUUAAAGGUUGUGCGGUCCGCCGCCCACUACACCGAGACCGCCAUCGAUGAAAUCAAGCUGCUCACCAAGAUCGUCCAAGCCAACCCUGGCCAUCCAGGUCGGAAACAUGUCGUCAGUCUGUUAGAUUCGUUCGAGCACAAGGGACCCAACGGUGUUCAUGUCUGCAUGGUGUUUGAAGUGCUAGGCGAGAAUUUACUAGGCUUGAUCAAACGUUGGAAUCAUCGGGGUAUCCCCAUGCCGUUGGUCAAACAGAUUACAAAACAGGUUCUGCUAGGACUGGACUAUCUGCACCGAGAAUGUGGCAUCAUUCAUACCGAUCUGAAACCGGAAAACGUGUUGAUAGAGAUUGGAGACGUCGAGCAGAUUGUUCAGACGUACGUGAAGGAUGAUCCCAAGACCGACAAAGACAAAGACGAUAAUCGCAAUGGCCGUCGGCGGAGACGCACUCUUAUAACAGGCAGUCAGCCACUUCCGAGUCCGCUACACACGAGCUUCAGUCAUAUGGAUCUAUUCAAGUCUAGUAGCUCUCAUAGCAGUCUGAACCAGAUGUUAAGCGAGGGAGAUAAUUCGAAGCCUGCGGUAUCAAUGAAAGAUGUUCUGGGCAUCAAGGACAACAUCCCCACCAUUCCAGAGGAUGAUAUGCAAAAGCAACGCGAGAAGACGGCAGACUUGUUGGAGAAGGAAGUCUCUAGUAUUUCUUUAGAUAAGAGCCCUUCGGAUUCCCCACCCAAGGACAUAGGCGAUAUCAUCUCGGUCAAGAUUGCGGAUCUAGGAAAUGCAUGCUGGGUCGGCCAUCAUUUCACAAAUGAUAUUCAGACGCGACAAUAUAGGUCACCGGAAGUUAUCCUAGGUGCAAAGUGGGGGGCCAGUACAGAUGUUUGGAGUAUGGCUUGCAUGAUUUUUGAAUUAAUCACUGGAGACUACCUGUUCGACCCCCAGUCCGGUACCAAGUACGGGAAAGACGAUGACCACAUUGCCCAAAUCAUCGAGCUGCUAGGACCGUUCCCCCGAUCUCUAUGUCUUUCAGGGAAAUGGUCACAAGAGAUAUUCAACCGCAGGGGAGAACUGCGCAACAUCCACCGUCUCCGGCACUGGGCAUUGCCGGAUGUACUACGUGAGAAAUAUCAUUUCACGGUGGAAGAAGGCAAACGAAUCAGCGACUUCUUACUCCCGAUGCUUGAGCUAUUACCAGAAGACCGAGCGAAUGCAGGAGGUAUGUCGAGCCACGACUUCGUCAAAGAAACGCCAGGCAUGAGCAAUGUUGAUCUGGACAUAUCGCCUGGCACGCGCGGAGAGAAUAUUGACGGCUGGGCGUCGGAAGUUAAGAAACGAUAA
Molecule: messenger RNA, 1776 nt
Organism: Talaromyces proteolyticus
Lineage: Eukaryota; Fungi; Ascomycota; Eurotiomycetes; Eurotiales; Trichocomaceae
Product: putative serine protein kinase Sky1
Exons: 5
Coding region: 1-1776 (591 amino acids)
Biological process (GO): regulation of mRNA processing; protein phosphorylation; spliceosomal complex assembly
Molecular function (GO): protein kinase activity; ATP binding
Source: RefSeq, a predicted model, not a curated record